Pieris macdunnoughi is the source of this 909-nucleotide messenger RNA. NCBI's taxonomy places the organism in Eukaryota, Metazoa, Arthropoda, Insecta, Lepidoptera, Pieridae. The record is from the annotation of a GenBank genome assembly.
AUGAAGAAAGAAGAAGUCCAAGAAAUCUUUCUUAAAAUCCUUCGUGAAGAAGAGGAUGUAUCUGUUGGAGUUGCAGCAAUUAAAACAUUAUUAACAGUCAUAGAGAACUAUAAAGUGGCCACAGUAAGAGAAUUAGAUUUGAACCUGCAACUAGCAGUGGAUGCAAUGAGACAUUGUGAUCAGCCUGUAACUGCUAUAUCAUCAGGAUGUGAGCUCUUCAUGCGCUUUAUUACAUUUGCUAAAUUAGAUGUUAAGUCAUUUGAAGAAUGUGAGCAGAUAAUGUUACAGCGUGGUAGAGUAUUUCUAGAUACAUUGCUUGAAGCCAGAGGAAAAGUAGCAAAGGAAGCAUUGCCAUUCAUUAGUGAUGGUUGUAAAAUACUUACUCAUUCUCGAUCCCGAGUGGUACUAGCUGCAAUGCUGGAAGCUGUAAAGGCAAAUAAAAGAUUCCAGGUCUUUGUUACAUCUUCUUGUCCUGACAAUAGUGGGGAACGAAUGCACAAAGAGUUAGUAGCGGCUGGUAUUGAAGCAACACUCAUUCUCGAUUCGGCUCUAGGAUACAUCAUGGAACAAGUUGAUAUUGUGAUGAUUGGUGCUGAAGGCGUCACUGAGAGUGGUGGAAUUAUUAAUAAGAUUGGAACUUAUUGCUUAGCAAUGUCGGCUUUAGAACUUAAAAAGCCAGUCUAUGUUCUGACUGAAAGUUUUAAAUUCUCAAGAAUAUAUCCCCUGAACCAACAAGAUCUGCCCAACGAAUUUAAGUAUCUGUCAAGUGUUAUCGCAUCUGGCGACUUGUCAAAACAACACCCGAUGGUCGACUAUACACCUCCUUCGUAUAUAACAUUACUCUUUACUGACUUGGGUAUUCUUACACCCUCGGCAGUUAGUGACGAAUUAAUAAAGUUGUAUUUGUAA